AUGAAUUUCAGUUGGCUACCUUGCCUGACCCAGCGCCAUGUUGGUUCCAAGGAGGAAAAGGCUACAUGGGGAUGUCUCAUAUAUCGCACCACCUACACUCCCCAGUCAGACGUUGCAUUUCCUCAGCUUGUCGAUAUACUCAACUUCUAUAUGAAUGACGGAUCGAUCGCCGAGUAUGGUCCGUCGGAGAAAAACAAGGUCUUCGGUGCUGAAGCUACUUCAUAUCACGAGUGCUCUCCCCAGUAUCCACCGGUCCUCAUGGACGAUCGAACGAUGUUUGAUGGAGCGUCGAUGGACUCCAUCCGAGCUCAUUGCCUGUCAUGGGUUGAGAAACGGGAAAAGCGAGAUAACAUCACCAUGUAUCCCACUUGCAUAGUGGUUGACGAGGAGGCUCUGCAAAGUUUCUUGUAUACUUCACCUCCGCAAGGAGACUCAAAAUCGGAUAAAGUGAGGAAUAACCCAAUGCGCUUUGUCAAAGUGAUCGCACCACCGGAGAUCGAUGAGUAUGAUGGUUUCAUGGGCGAGGGCCUCGAAUCUCUCGGGCGUGCGAGCAGUGUCGAGGGCGAAAAGUUCGAUGUGAUGGGCAGAGACCCUGUUCCGGCUGCCGGGGCGGCGGGGCCGCUUGUCUAUACAGCUCGGGGCCACGACGCAGGCGAGUUGCUGGCAACUCUCGCAAUGAUCAACUUCAAGAGACUGCAAGAGCUUCGUGCUGGAAUCGGAAUUUCAAACAGCGACACCGGUGCCUUUCAAUUCUACGGCCCGUCAUCGCACUUUUGUUUCGUCCAACGCAUCUACCAGCGGAUCAGUCGAAAAACGCAUGAGCCAUUUUUAACCCCAACAAGCGAUCCCCUACCAGGUGGUGUGCAGAAGUGGGGGCUGGAAAGGUUCAUGUUCUCAGUGGGCGCGGACCACGAUGAGGGCAAAUGCCUGCCAGAUGCUUUCUUUUCCUACGAGACGGGGGCUCUUUUUCUUGAUGCAUACUUUGAUGUCAUCCACCCACAACUCCCCAUCCUCGCCCACGCAGAAAUAUUGGAUGUCUGGAAUACUCUGCAACAGCCGCCUAGCAAGAGAAAGCCCAACGAUAGAGAAGCCAUUUUGUUCAUGGUAUUCGCCAUUGGAUCCCGGGUAUCCAGCUUCGAAGGCAAACAGGACGCCUCAUCAUCGGAAGCAUGGGCAGAUUAUUUCUUCCACAAAGCUAACGACUCAGUAAAGUCCGAGGAUGCAAGUCUGCGGCUUGUCCAUUUCUAUCUUCUAAAGGCAGUAUACAACUAUCAAGUCAUGCGGCCCAACGAAGCGUAUAUUCUUCUCGGUCAUGCGGCGCGCAUCGCCCAUGCGCUUGGUAUCAAUCGAGCUCAAGUCACCGAAGGGGCCACAAUGGCGAUGCACCGACUCCGGCUUACAUUCUGGACAGUGUACUCCCAGGAAAGGGUUUGUUCCUUAUACGCUGGCCGCCCCUCCACGUUCCGAGAUGAGUUGAUAGAUACUUCUCUGCCUGAAGAUCCUACGUUCUGUGACCUGUCCCAAACGGAGAGAACCUGCAAAUACAUGCAGCCCACGAUAAGAUGUGGCAUGGCCCGGGCGAUGGCCUCCAUAGCAAAAAUAUCCGAUCGUGUAUUGGUGGAGAUAUACUCCAGAAAUAUUCUCAACACGACAGAUCUCUUACGAGUCCAUCAAACUGCCCUUGAAUGUGACGCCGAGCUAGCGUCUGUGACACGGACGCUUCCACCCUAUCUCCACUUCUUUGAUGAUCAUCUGCCAAUAGGUCAAGGCUGGCAAGAAGUCCAACGCGCUCUUCUCGGAUGCCAUUAUUACCUGGUACGCAUGCUAAUGCAUCGGCCUGCUCUGGUUUAUGCCACCUUUUACAAAUCCAAGGCAGAAGCAGAGGACCAGGCAGCUGGCGCGAUGAAAGUCCAAGAGUCUAUUGAUUUAUCGGUCUCAUCAGCAAAGCGCACGGUUGACCUGACUUACACCACCUUCUUCCAUCGGUAUCCGAAUGUCAAGUUUGAUGGCUCUCUAGCGGCGUUUUUGGUUUCAGCUUGUGUGACCCUGUUGUAUGACGUCUUAGAUCCAGAAACGACCCACGAGUAUGCACGGGACACAUUCACCGUGGUUGAUCGUGGUAUUGAAUGCUUGGACCAGAUCCAACACGUUGGACAGACAACCGGAAAAGCUCUUAGCCUGGAUGUCAUGAAAUUUGCCAAGGAUGCCUUCUUGUCUACUCAAAAUCAAAGUAUUCUGGACGACGAUUUAAUCGGCUAUUUCCCUUGGCUUCACGAGACGGGUCUGCGGGGCGAGCAUGGUGACAUCACGGGGAUGGAGCCCCAACCAUUUGCAGAGAAUUCCUCAACCGCCACGGCUCGCCAAAGUGGUGAUACCAGGAGCGAUUUGCUGGAUUCAUUGAUUGCAGCCCCAGAGGUGAAUUACGUACCUCAUUGGCUGGAAGCAGGUUUUGAACAACAGGAUGUACCCGAGUGUCUUUAUUAA
This is a messenger RNA of Penicillium brevicompactum, 2484 nucleotides long. RefSeq names its product fungal specific transcription factor domain-containing protein. Bases 1 to 2484 code for a protein of 827 amino acids. The record is from RefSeq and is a predicted model, not a curated record. Gene Ontology annotation, molecular function: zinc ion binding; DNA binding. NCBI's taxonomy places the organism in Eukaryota, Fungi, Ascomycota, Eurotiomycetes, Eurotiales, Aspergillaceae. The transcript is spliced from 6 exons. Gene Ontology annotation, biological process: DNA-templated transcription.